Messenger RNA from Cydia fagiglandana, 3224 nucleotides. RefSeq lists its product as uncharacterized. Gene Ontology annotation, biological process: DNA integration. NCBI's taxonomy places the organism in Eukaryota, Metazoa, Arthropoda, Insecta, Lepidoptera, Tortricidae. Gene Ontology annotation, molecular function: nucleic acid binding. The coding region runs from base 692 to 3130 and encodes 812 amino acids. The transcript is spliced from 2 exons. The record is from RefSeq and is a predicted model, not a curated record.
AAGAUAUUUUAGAGAUUUACAAUGGUAUGAGUGACACUGCUACGUUAAAAUGGGUUGAGUUGCUUAAAAAGUUUGAUGACCAUUUUAAAAACAAAACUAACACCGUCGUGAACAGCUACAGAUUUUAUAAUUUACGACAAGAGCCAGAUGAACCGGUUGAACGAUUUGUUUUAAGAUUGAAGAAUGCAGCCAAGACAUGUAACUUUAAAGAAGAAGAUAGAAUGGUAAGAGAUAUGUUAGUGAUAGGUGUGAGUGAGACGGGCAUUAAGGAGAGAUUGUUACGAGAGAAGGAACUGAGUUUGGAUACGGCACUAGAAUUAUGCAAGGCUGCUGAAUACAGCAAGAAAAAUGUAAAAGAGCUGGAAGAAAAAGUACAGUCAGUAAAUAUGGUAAGAGAAAGUUCUCGUUAUAACAAAGAUGUAAAGAAACCGAUUCAUUACAAUUGCAGUUAUUGUGGUAAGAAACAUGAGCCAAGAAAAUGUCCUGCGUAUGGGAGAAGAUGUACUGUGUGCAACAUUUAUAACCACUACGCAGAAAUGUGUAGAUUUAAGAAGAAAGAAGAGAAACCGCAGCAAAAACAAAGAUCCACAAAAAACAAAGUUGAUGGCAUCAGGGAAUCUACAAAUGACAGCGACUGCAGUUCGGAAGACUUUGUAGUAGACUCUGUAAAAGUGUCUUCACAGUACUAGACAUGAAGGAUGGGUUUUUUCAAGUGAGUUUGGAAGAUGAACAAAAACUCUGCACCUUCGGUACUCCCUUCGGAAGGUAUUUUUUCAAGAGAAUGCCAUUUGGCAUUUCUUCGGCUCCAGAGGUAAUGCAAAGAAUAAAUACAGCCAUAUUUAGUGAUAUACAGGGGGUAAAUGUGUAUUAUGAUGACAUAAUUGUCGCGGGGGACAGUUUAGCAGACCAUGAUAAAAUUCUCAGUGAAGUAAUAGAUAGGGCAAGGAAGUUCAAUGUAAAAUUUAAUCCAAACAAAGUUCAGUAUAGAAGUGAUUUUGUUAAAUAUGUAGGGUUGUUAGUCUCAAAAUCAGGAAUUAAACCUGAUCCUGAACAUGUAAAAGCUAUUGUGGACUUGAAUGAACCAAAAAAUGUUAAAGAACUACAAAAGUUUUUAGGUAUGUGUAAUUAUUUAAGUAAGUUUAUACCACAAUACUCCAAAACAACUGAAACACUUAGGGAUCUAUUAAAAAAAGAUGUUUUGUGGGAUUGGGGUACCGCACAAAGUCAAGCUUUUGAAGAAAUAAAAAUGAAAAUUAGUAAAGCCCCAACCUUAGAUAUUUUAAAGAGAGACGGUUUGGUGACUCUACAAACUGACAGUUCAAAAAGUGGCAUGGGAGCUUGUCUUCUUCAAAAUGGUAAACCAAUAUCUUUUUAUUCCAGAUGUUAUACAGAAUGUCAACAAAGAUGGGCUCCCAUCGAAAAAGAACUCUUUGCAGUUUGUCUUGCAAUGGAAAAAUAUCACCAAUUUGUCUACGGACGCAAAAUAGUUGUUGAAACAGACCAUAAGCCUUUAGUGGCGAUAAUGAAUAAAGACAUUAAUAAAAUUUCAGCCAGACUGCAAAGAAUGGUUCUUAAACUUUUAAAAUAUGAAUUUGACAUAAAGUACAUACCUGGUUCUCAAAUGUAUGUUGCUGACUAUUUGUCUAGGCAUUAUAAUUCAACAAAUGGGCAAGUAGAGCCAACACUUAAAGAGUUAGUGCAUAGUGUAGAAACAGAAAAAGUGUAUGGACUAGACAGAGACUUACAAAUAUCAGAUAGUAAAUUAAAAGAAUUGCAAAAUGAAACAAAUAAAGAUGGUAACUUGCAACAAAUAAAGAUGUGGUAUAGUGCAGAAUGGCCAAAAAAUGAUAGAAAUAUUUAUGGUGUGGAAUUAAAAAAGUUGUACAAAUUAAGACAUGAGUUGAUAGUUACAGAUAAUAUUGUAUACUUUGGAAAUAUGGUCCUUGUUCCUAAAGCAUUAAGGAAGGAAAUGUUAGAUAUAAUACACUCAGGGCAUGCAGGUGUAGUAAAGUGUAAAAAGAGAGCUAGGAAAGUACUGUACUGGCCAGGAAUGUCAAGAGAUAUAGAGGAUUAUGUGUUAGCAUGUAGAGUAUGUGAAAAGUACAGGAUGUCAAACUGCAAACAGCCAAUUAUAUCACAUGAGAUUCCUGAUCUUCCUUUUAGUAAAGUAGGUAUGGACAUUGGAUACUAUGCGGGUAAAGACUUUUUAGUGGUUGUAGAUUACUUUUCAAAAUGGAUUGAGGUUGCAAAAUUGAAAAACAAAUCGACCACUAAUAUUAUAGAUGAGUUAAUUAAGAUAUUUAGUACUCUAGGAAUCCCUAGGCAAAUAGUCAGUGACAAUAUGCCAUUUGGUAGUUUUGAAUUCAUACAAUUUGCAAAGAAGCAUGGUAUAGAAUUAGUCAAGUCCAGUCCACAUUAUGCGCAAUCAAAUGGGCUAGCAGAGAAAGCUGUGGGGAUUGUUAAAAAUCUGAUGAAAAAGUGUAAUGAAAGUGGUUCUAAUUUUGAUUUAGCGCUGUUACAUUAUAGAACCACUCCAGUAGCAAAUUUGGAUUACAGCCCAUCAGAGUUGUUAAUGAGCAGAUUAUUAAGAACAAAUUUGCCCUGUUCCAAAGAAGUGUUAAAACCUAAAUUAUGUGUAAAUGUCAAAGAUCAGAUGUUAAUUAAUAAUGAAAAAUCUAGGGACAAUUAUAAUAAAACUUCAAAAGUUAAAAAACCAUUUCAAAGAGGGGAAGAUGUAAUUGUUCAAGAUGUAAAUAGAAGUAAGUGUUGGUAUUCUGGUAAAAUAGUGGAUAAAGCCAGUGGACCUAGAUCAUUCAUUGUUAAAAAUGAUAGGGGUAAUUUAGUUAGGCGCAAUGAAAAACAUAUUCGACAUAGUAGAAAUAAGUUUAUUGUUACAAAUCAGUAUAUGCUGGACUCAUCAGAUGUGAGCCAGGCAGUGCAUGAGAGGGGUAGUCAGGGAAGACAAGAUGCAACGGUGCCACCUGCACUGGAGCCUCAUGCACAUGUUCCUCUUCCACCGGUGCCAAAUGUACCUGCACCUAACCUAGAGCCAUUAGAUUUGCCAGUAGUUACAAGGACGGGAAGGUUGGUGAGGAAACCUGCCUACUUGGGCGAAUUUGAUUUAAGUUAAAAUAACUUCUAGUGGCUCGAGAGCUUUUGUAAUUAGCAGUAUGUAUGUAUAAGCAGUCAAUAAAAUUAGCAUAAGGGGGGGAUGUGACAUAUGU